CGUACUACAGUUACCUCUGUUUUCUCAUUUAUGUUCCUAUAAAAAAUUGUGGAUAAUGAUACAUCUUCGAUUUAUCAGUUUAAAUGUAAUUAUUUUACUACUUUUAGUUUAUAAGACUCAUUCUAAGCUGAACCUAAAGUAUGCAAUUUUAAGGCGCGCACCAAAUCUGGCUGCACGAAAUGAGACCAUAUCUUUCCGACCGAGAACCAAAUAUGAUGUUCAAAAAACAAUGCGACUUAUGUUUUAUAAAAACAACACAAAAACCUUAGAAGCAUCCGCUUUUGAUGAAGACUAUUUGCAAAAAGGUUCUGGUUGCUCCCCGUCGGAUAAAUUUGCUAUUGUGUUGCAUGGCUGGAUCCAAAGUUGUGCUGAUGAUUGGUCCCUCGCGCUCAUCGAUCGGUUAAGCUAUUAUCGUGGAGGCUGCGUCAUAUGUAUUGAUUACAGUGUAAUUGCAAGUACAUCGUAUAUGCGGUUGUAUACAAAUUUCGAAAACAUUACUGGUGCCAUUGUGUCAGUCAUUCUGACUCUCAUUAAAAAUGGAUUCGAUACUAAACGAGGCUAUAUGUUUGGAUUUAGCUUUGGGGGCCAACUUGCGUCAGCUGUGGGUCGCUCACUGGGACCACAACAUAUGAUCGAGAGCAUAGAUACGUGUGACAUGGCAGGUCCCGGAUUUGAUCCGAUUGCAGUGGAUCACUCGAAAUCGGGCAAACAUGUGCAAUGCUUUCAUUCUAGUCGUGAUAAAGGAACCUUUGUAUACUCAUGCCACAGAAAUAUAAUGCUGGGCAGCUGUGGCCUGGCACAACCAUCAGUAGCCAGUCAGCUGCAUCUCGGCAGCCAUGGACUCUGCGUUGACAUCUACAUGAAUGCUUUUGAUUACCCUUUUUACGCGCUCAACUCGACACCGCCCGAGUGCAUAGCACUUCAAAAGGUGGCGAAAAUACCUGCUGACUAUACGGUCGGCUAUGAAGAGAACUUUGACAACCGCGUUACUGGGCAAAUCUUCGUCCCCACUAGUCUACAUUAUCCUUACAACUUAUCAAAAAAGGAGCUAAAAUUAUUAGCUGGAAAACAGUAGCGCAACACGAAAAAUGAUUUCUUCUGCUCGUUCCUAUUAUAAAGCCUAAUAAAAUAGAAUCCUACCGGAAUUUAAUUUAUAUUAUAUGCUCAUGGUUUUCCAAUAGACGUGACCAAUUGAAUCGUAUGAGAGAUCAUUAAAGAUACUAUCAGAUUUUUGAUUUAGUGUUCUAAUAUUAAAUAUCAGACCAAGUUUUCUGAGCAAAGCAAGCAUGAAGUGAAAACUCCCAGUUUAAAUCAAUUUCACACACAUUUUAGUAGUAGUUCACUUUCGUUUAGUUUAAUUCACCAAAAAUAUAUUUCAAAUUAAAUUUGAAUUAUGUAUAUACAUAAUAUCAGUAAACACUAUUCCAAUUGAUGAAUCGCCGCCAUCAUAUCUUGUAGAUGUGACUACUGGUUGGGGCAGUCAUUGGGCGACUGUUUCUUGUUACCAGCAUGUUUGUUGUGCCCCUUGGCUGGGGGUGCACCUUCAUCGUCAUCCUCCUCCUCUUCGUUUUCAUCGAACUCCUCUUCGUCUUCAUCGUCCUCAUCAUCGACAAUGUCACCAGUGAAGUAAAGCACCGCCUUUGGAAUAAUUCUGGCCCGCAAAAAGUGACCAAUUUCAAAAUCGGUUGCCAGUAUCUGCAAUGAAAAAAAUAUACAAAAAAAAGAGUAAGAAAUUUCGAUGGCAUUUGA
Messenger RNA from Drosophila obscura, 1749 nucleotides. RefSeq lists its product as uncharacterized. The record is from RefSeq and is a predicted model, not a curated record. Lineage: Eukaryota; Metazoa; Arthropoda; Insecta; Diptera; Drosophilidae. Gene Ontology annotation, molecular function: lipase activity. The coding region runs from base 56 to 1075 and encodes 339 amino acids. The transcript has 7 exons.